Gossypium arboreum is the source of this 730-nucleotide messenger RNA. RefSeq lists its product as uncharacterized. The transcript has a single exon. The record is from RefSeq and is a predicted model, not a curated record. The coding region runs from base 146 to 625 and encodes 159 amino acids. Lineage: Eukaryota; Viridiplantae; Streptophyta; Magnoliopsida; Malvales; Malvaceae.
UGUCUAGAGAUUUAAAAAAAGUUAAUGGACGGUUUUAUGUGAAAAACCCCUUGUGGUGGCUCACACAAUGUAAUUAACCUCGAUUUCUCCUUUCAUUUUUUAUCGUAAGCGUGGCUGCGAGCAGUAUAAGUAAUCUCCUUACUUCAUGUUUAAGGUCACACACAACUGCAAGCAAUUGCAACAAAGUGAAAAAAAGUUGAGAAAUCUAAAUUCAAUGGCAGAGAAGGAAGGGGGGAUUGUGAAGAAAGGGCAUGAUGAGGGAAUGAAAAUGGCUAUUGGUCUUCUGGAAGAGUUUGGGCUCCCAUUGGGACUUCUCCCUCUUGCAGAUGUGAUUGAAGUUGGUUUCGUAAGGAAUACAGGUUACAUGUGGAUUGUGCAGAAAAAGAAGGUUGAACACAAAUUUCAGAUGAUCAGCAAACUGGUGAGUUAUGACACUGAAAUUACUGGUUUUGUUGACAAGAAGCAGAUCAAGAAGCUGAAGGGAGUUAAGGCUAGAGAACUCAUGUUAUGGCCUCCAGUGAAUGAGAUUGUAGUGGACGAUCCAUCCACUGGCAAAAUUCACUUCAAGAGCCUCGCUGGUGUAACCAAGACCUUUCCAGUUGACGCAUUCGCUGCCGGGCAGUAAAAAUAUGCACCGUCUUGUUCUUUGGGAGCCACCAGAGUCCAGAAGCUAUGGGGGUUUUUUGUGCUGCUUUAUGUUUUACUUGUAUGCAAUUUGUGUUGAUACGGA